Dufourea novaeangliae is the source of this 1006-nucleotide messenger RNA. RefSeq names its product alpha-tocopherol transfer protein-like. The coding region runs from base 77 to 1006 and encodes 309 amino acids. The transcript has 5 exons. The record is from RefSeq and is a predicted model, not a curated record. NCBI's taxonomy places the organism in Eukaryota, Metazoa, Arthropoda, Insecta, Hymenoptera, Halictidae. Gene Ontology annotation, cellular component: membrane. Gene Ontology annotation, molecular function: phosphatidylinositol bisphosphate binding.
UCCAUUGUACGGAGCAGAGGAGCUGAUCGGGGAGAGGGUAGAUGCCCGGAAACGCCGACAGGAGGAUCUGAACGGGAUGCCGGAGCUGAAAGAUGAUCAGGUGGAGCCCCAGGACGAUGUGGUCGGCCUCGACUUGGGUGAACCGUCGCCGGAAGUGAUGGAGUACGCGAGAAGGGAGCUGGGUGAGACCGAGGAGGUCAAGUGUCAGACCGUUAACGAACUUCGAGACAUGAUUUACGAGAGGGGGGAAUGCCAGCCGCAUAGAAUGGACGAUGACUUCCUGGUCAGGUUCCUCAGGGUGAGGAAUUUCAAUGUGAACCGGGCGCAUCGAUUGAUAGUGAAUUACUACAACUUCAAAGAGCAACACCCGGAGAUCCAUCAGGACGUGAAUCCCGUGAAGAUGAACCACAUCGGUGAGGACGACGUGAUGACGGUGCCGCCGUACAGGACCCAAUGCGGCCGACGGAUGAUGAUCUUUCGAUUGGGCAAUUGGGAUCCGAGGAAGUAUUCGAUGGAGGAGAUAUUCAAGGCUACCGUGAUCAUUCUUGAGCUGGGCGUGCUGGAACCGAGGGCGCAGAUUCUUGGCGGGGUCGCCGUCUUUGAUCUCGAAGGGAUCACGAUGUCGCACGCAUGGACCAUCACGCCACAGGUGGCCAAUAUGGUGAUCGCCCUGAUGGUGUCAGCGUUCCCAAUGAAGACCACCGCCAUACACAUCCUCCAUCAGUCCUGGGUGUUCGACGUGAUGUUCGCGGUGUUCAAGCCGUUGCUGGACGUUCGUAUGCAGAACAAGAUCUUCUUCCACGGGAGCAACAUGGACAGCCUCCAUCAGCACAUCCAUCCGGCGCAGCUGCCGAAAAAAUACGGUGGCACUCGCGAGGAGUUGCCCUAUUAUAAAUGGAUCCAGAGUCUGAGCAAGGAUCCGCAGAUCGUCAAGGAGAUGAUGAUGCUCGGUUACGUGCUCGACGAAGACAUGCUCAAGCAGCUGAACGAGAAACACCAAGACUGA